Diaporthe citri is the source of this 1365-nucleotide messenger RNA. RefSeq lists its product as uncharacterized. The transcript has 8 exons. Lineage: Eukaryota; Fungi; Ascomycota; Sordariomycetes; Diaporthales; Diaporthaceae. Bases 1 to 1365 code for a protein of 454 amino acids. The record is from RefSeq and is a predicted model, not a curated record.
AUGGCGGAUCAAUCCAUCAUCAGGAUAACCAAGGCAUGUCUGCCGCCUCACUGCGGGGAGCUGAGCGACAUCCAGAGGAACUCCGAUCUUUCCCUGGCCGUUGCAUGCCGCGAUGUCGACGUACGCAACGUGAAAGCGCUCAUCAUCGGUCCGCACGAGACACCUUACGAGUUUGGCUUCUUCGAGUUUACGUUCAAAUUCAAUAAAGACUAUCCCCGAAAGUCGCCCAGCGUGAACGCAGUCACCACGAAUGGUGGUCGAUGCCGAUUCAACCCUAACAUAUAUGCUCAAGGGCGAGUGUGUCUGUCUAUUCUUGGAACAUGGCGCGGCGAGCGAGGCGAAGAGUGGUCUUCUGCCCAAGGUCUCGAGUCUAUCCUACUCUCGAUCCAAAGCUUAAUGUCGUCCAACCCGUACGAGAACGAGCCAGGCUUUGAGGAUGCCAACGAGGCUCAAGACAAGAAGAACCAGAAGGACUACGUUCAAAAGAUCCGCCACGAAAGCCUGCGAAUCUCUGUCAUUCAGCGACUGGAAGAAUACCUGGGCAUCGGUGCUGAUGGCAACGUCGCUGCGUCUUCGAACACAGACAAAGAAGACUACGAGGUGGACAUGGAUGGUCUCGAGGACGCCGGCACAGCCUUUGAACCUUUCAAGGACCUGUGCAAGCGCCGUUUCCUUUGGUACUUCGAGUCGUACCUUGAGUCGAUCCGCAAAGCCAAGGAGGAGGUCAAGGACGGCCAGGCGUUUGUCAGGAUGCCGUUCGAGGGCCAAGGAAAUACCAUGGAUGGAAAGUUCCACUACACAGAGCUGGAAAGGCGGCUGCGAAACAUCAAGAAAGUUCUGGACGAGGAGACCAAUCAGUGGGCGGCGCAGGGAUUGUCACCUGAGUUCAAGGAUGCAACAGUCACUGUCAACCUGCGCCGGCAGUACGAACAAGUCCUCGAGCAUUUCAGGCAGCACGGCCUUGCGCAUCACGUGGAGUUGGAGGGUGGCAAUCCUUUCGUCUGGGUUCUGACGUACAUCGGCAAGACCAUGACUCCGUUAGAGGACGGAUUAAUCCGUGUCAGGCUUCACCUGAGCCCACGGUUCCCCGAGGAGCAGCCUCGUGCCAGGUUCGAGACGAGAAUCUUCCACCACCGCAUUGCCCCAGAUGGAACGCCCUGUUACUACUCGAGCCCCUCGCGUCGGGAGGACAUGAAGACCCACCUCGAGGCAAUCAUUGAGAUGCUGGAGGACGAAAAACCCCCUUACGACCCGCGGACUCUCGUCUACCCCGAAGCUUUCAAACUUUUCUGGGGCAGUCCCCAGGACAGGAGGCAAUACAACCAACGACUACGCCGGUCAGUUCAGGCGUCCAUGGAGCUUUAG